Molecule: messenger RNA, 1185 nt
Organism: Salpingoeca rosetta
Lineage: Eukaryota; Choanoflagellata; Craspedida; Salpingoecidae
Exons: 8
Coding region: 1-1185 (394 amino acids)
Source: RefSeq, a predicted model, not a curated record
AUGGCGGACGUGCGACAGAGGAAGAAGAAGGCUGUGACGGCCACUGCGCAAGGUGGCAGUGACAAGAAGCAGAGUCAGAAGAAGGCUGCCAAGCAGGCUGGCGGUGGCGGUGUAGGGGCAGCAAAGCUGGUGUCCAUUGCAUUGGCUUUGGUGCUGUUGGGUGCACUGGCAUUUGUGGUGCUGUCUCCAACGACAACGACUCCACCACCAUCAACAACACCAUCGACAGCACCACCCAAACCGCAGCAGCAGCAGCAGCAGCAGCAGCAACCAGCAGGAGCGCAUGAGGAGCCCGCGGCAACACCGGAGCCGGCAUCCGAGACCCAGAAGGGCAGCGAUGGUGGUGAAGAAGAUGCGUUGUCGUUUGUGCAGCGUAUGAAGGUGGCAACGUCCAAGAAAGUGGCGGAGGAACUGCAGCAGCCAGACGACAACCAAGAAGAGCAGGACGUGAAGGAGCAGGGCAAGCAGCCAGCCUCUUCCCCUCACGACCCAGCCGUUCCCUUUGCUGCUCAUCCUCAGAUUGAGUUUGACAUUGAAGGCCCAAACGACCACGCUGUUCCCGGUGCUCUGUCCAAGGUCAUUUCCCCGUUGUCGCUGGUGAACCUCUUCUACACAUACACGGACGAGCACCCGUUUCACAUCAAGCGCGUUGACGACUACUACGCGGGGCUCAACUCCAACCUCUCCCACAUUGACCUUCUCCUGCAGAUUCAUGCCGCCACCGCGCACGAUGAAGAGCUGCUUUCUCCCGAGACAAAUAAGACCCAGGCAAACUGCGCUUUCGUGAAGCACGGCAUGGGCAGCCUGAACGACAAAUACCCCGAUGCGUACCACGCGUACUUGGACGGAUGCACCAUCGUCUGCAACAUCGUCCCCGCUUACUGGCAGCCACUCGCAGGGCUCAUGCAUGGUGUGCAGCAAGAGACUGGGCUUGCGUACAUGGCCAAUAUGUAUCUCACCCCGCGCGCCAGCCAGGGAUUUGUCGAGCACACUGACAACAAGGAUGGCCUUAUUGUGCAGACGGAUGGGCGGAAGGAGUGGGUGCUGAAGAACACCAAGUUCCCGAUGCCUUUGCGUCACCAGGCUGUGCACAUGCAUGUGUUGCGUGGGAGCAGAUGGUUGGUCGACCGUGGGAGCGGCCUGCGAGCACGGUUGCGGCGGACACGGCGGCGGAGCCCCUGCUGA